AAGUAGAUAGGAGGGCUCGGUACAAGACCUUUGAAUUAAUGUCACAAUCCUGAUUUCAUGUCGGUCACUGAGCUCUCUGCCCGAAGAGGGUCGGCGAGUAAUGGGAAGGAUCGAUUCGAGUGGGUGCACGCGAUCGGCUAUGGGGUUUUCGUGUCGACUGGUGAGGGAAGCCGGAUUGAUUGUAUGGCAUGAUCUUGGGAGACACGGGCGGUCGAGGAGGCGGUCUUAAUUCUCGUAGAGCAGGGACAGUUCGGCGACGGUCCUCGAUUUUUCGCUGCGUCUGGGUUUCCCAAUUCGUCCGGAUGGGCUCGACGAGUUCGGCCGCCCUUUUGCACUUUUGUCUCCUUUGUCGGGUCCAAAGAUGGAAAUUGAGGAUGCUGUUGACUUGCUGUUGAUAUUCGUCUGCUUCUUCUCAAGGCUUCGUCGGCUCCGUAGCUCCGACGGCUCCAGCAUCAUCGUCGAGUGAACGAUGAGGCGUACGAGAUCUGACCUCCAAUUCCGUGUCCACGGCCGUCACCACAUCGGACCUGUCGAUGUCCCCGUGCCAAAGGGAGCUUCCCCAUCUGUCUCUGUAAAUGAACGUCCACGUCUCGGAUCGACUGGCUCCGUGAUCUGUCUCUGUUUUGCCUGUCUUUGUCAAUCGUGUUCGACCGCUUUCUGCCUGGAGUGGCUAAGACGCCAGAUGUGACCAUUUGGAACUCUGUAAGCUUCUACGCGAGGGGAUGCAAAUUCCGACACUCCAUCUUCGACGACGUGUCCUGACUGUUGUGAAGUCUGUCAAAGUGAUGGAUUGGGGGAAAUUUUGGCAGUAAAUUUUGAGAAAUUUACUGUUGAAUUGGCAAGAAAUAGUCUCUAGGUAUACAUCCUCUGGCCUAAACCUUAAUUCUAAUACCAAAUUCAGGUCUGAAUCCAAGACUCACACCCGACUCUGCUUGCAGGGCCUCCACGCAUCAGUGCCACCCUGGCUCUGAGGACUGAGAGCUUGAGCACUCCUUCCCGUGAUUGAAUCCUACUCUAGCAAUGAGGUUGCCGACAGCGUCGCCUCCUAUCUUAUCACAUCCGAGGUCAAACCGUCUCCACAAGGAGGCAUGUUUGUUCUCCAUUCCUCUACAGAAUUUUGUCCCCCGUGUCUGAGUCUCCUGUAGCCUUAUGCACGAGAAAUGCUGGUCCAGACUCUGUUUGGCCCUUCUCUCGCUGACACUCUCACUCUCAGUUCUCGUUGUUGGAGAAUUUCUGUCAACUCCGGUGAUUUGCUCGGUGAACUCAAGACACGAGAAGGAAGAGACCUAAGCUUAGUAGGAAGGCCAGUCGAAGGUCGUUAGUAUUUGCAGCUUUUGCUGUCAAUGCGACUGAGCAGAUAUCUCAGUGGUCAACAUGAAGACUCUAUGAACUUCAGAACACUCCAUGCGAUGCUUUGUCACGAUUCAGUGCAUGACUUACGAAAAUUAGUAAGCGUUUGUUGUGUCACACAGCCAGAGUUCCGUCUCAGAGCAUGUAAAUGACGAUGGUGAUGGAGCGAACUUUGCGCCAAUAGCCCGCCCGAAUCUGUACUCAGGAAAGUACCACCUGUUUCCGGGGAGGAAAAUUGUUCCAAUGUGUGAACUUUUGAAAAGCCCAGCCCAGUAAAAUAUUGGGUUACAUCUGUGACCGUAGGAGCUUUUUCAAAUCCAAUUCCGAGAGAUCAAAAGAACUUGUGAUCAUAUCCAGGUUGAUACUUCACACGAGGAUCCGGUGUUUCGCAAGUGUCUUUACUGAAAAUAAUGUCAGUGAAGGCCCACGCUCCAGAAUAUCGGGGACCUAGAGGUCAGGGCCGAGUCUCUCUUGACAAGAGCUUGGAUCUAGUCCGCAGUCAUGCUUUCCUGAGCAUAUGGUGGAAAAGCGAGGCAGAGAAAUGCAAACCUCUCUGAGAACUAACGAACGAAAUUCUAUUGUGGACCUACUAAACAAGGACUGUCGGGAAACCAUGAAACUCUGUGAAAAGAGAAGUAAGAAUCCCUGAGAGGACAGUCAGAACUGAUGAGGAAUGCACGGUCUAUAUAUUGUCCAGUCUCAGUGUACACAAAUUCUUGUCGUCUCGAGACAUUCAUCGCAAUCAUUCCCUGCUAAGCAGCCUGACGAUCAUGCCUUGUUGAUGUCGGCAGCCAUGCGACGAGGAGACCUGAAUCCGUUCUAAAUUUCCGAUUUUGAUGCCCAGCGCGCUGAACACGAAGGUGUUGGACCAAAAAGGUUCCUCAUUGUCACCUGCACUUCCAACAUGUCUGCCUAUCCAGAUGGAAGAGAAACCGUGCACGAGAAGACGCGUAGUCGCUUAACACUUACAAUAGAGUCUUUUCCUCGGGCAUCUAAAGUCUUUCCGGUCGGCAGAUUGUCUCUUGUUCUCCAGGUUCAAGGGUGAAUCCCUUUGGGAUUACAAGUCCUCAAACCUCAGAUUCUCUCCAUGGCUGUUCUAAAUGCUGCCGAAGGAUUAUGAGUCUUCCUCAAUAUGUGAGGAGCCAUGCUAUGAGGAACCUCGAAGUCGCGAUCAAGCUCUGAACCUCUUGCAGUGUGAAUUCACGACCGAGUCCUCGUCUAGAAGCAUGUUCCGAUCUUAUCUACACUCAAAGGACUUAUCGUCCAUCCUCCGCGUACAGAGUGACCUCGACCGUCGAGGACAGAAAGGUUGUGAUUGUUGGGACUAAAGGCGUCGCUGCUGCCAACGAGCAAGGAAAUUCUGCUGGGCCUACAGGUGCCCAAGCAUGCGAAAUUGUAUUCUUAGGCUAACAGGUAGGUCUUUUGGAUUAUCCAUAACCCUGAAAUGCAGACUGUGCCGCAUGCU
Molecule: messenger RNA, 2815 nt
Organism: Marchantia polymorpha subsp. ruderalis
Lineage: Eukaryota; Viridiplantae; Streptophyta; Marchantiopsida; Marchantiales; Marchantiaceae
Source: the annotation of a GenBank genome assembly